Molecule: messenger RNA, 589 nt
Organism: Anopheles cruzii
Lineage: Eukaryota; Metazoa; Arthropoda; Insecta; Diptera; Culicidae
Gene: mRpS24
Product: 28S ribosomal protein S24, mitochondrial
Exons: 3
Coding region: 50-538 (162 amino acids)
Biological process (GO): translation
Cellular component (GO): mitochondrion
Source: RefSeq, a predicted model, not a curated record
AAUGUCAUAACAAACCCGCGGGAGCAGCCACAAAGUUCACGUUCACGCAAUGCUCCUUCCCGCAGUAAAUUUGAUGAUGUGCCGGUUUGCCGUCGCGAGACGUUGUAUCCACACAACGGGCCUGGCGGCGAAAUCUCAAUCCGGUCGGUACAAAAUCACCCCGAGAGGCGACCGCCCGCUGACGUACGAAAUGGCCAACCCGCCGUACCAGAUUGCGCAUCGCAAGGCGUGGAACUCGUGGAAUACGUCGAACCUGGAAGGGGAACUGCGACCAUCGCAGACGAUGCUGGAAGACGAUUUCGUGCGCCGCUUCAUGACCGGCACCUGGCACGGAUUGGUACUGUCGGAGGUAAUUAUCAAGCGCCAGCACAACCACAUCCGGAUAGCGGCAAUCAUCAGUCGAUCGGUGCCGGCCCGGAAAAUGUACUUCCUUAUCGGGUACUGCGAGGAGCUGCUGUCCUACUGGUUACAGUGUCCGGUCACGCUCGAGCUUCAGACUACUGACGGUAGGAAGGACGUUAUCUUUAAAUACAUUUAAAACGGCAGCCGUGGCGUGGCAGUAGAAUAAAAGUAAUACCGAAAUGGGUAA